Messenger RNA from Rana temporaria (common frog), 2385 nucleotides. RefSeq names its product protocadherin-9-like. The coding region runs from base 202 to 783 and encodes 193 amino acids. The record is from RefSeq and is a predicted model, not a curated record. NCBI's taxonomy places the organism in Eukaryota, Metazoa, Chordata, Amphibia, Anura, Ranidae. The transcript is spliced from 4 exons.
GGCACCACUGUACAAUGCAACUGCCUCGCUUGUACGGCGACAUUCUUGCACGCUCCCAACGACUAUGGAAAAGUCAUUUAUAGAACCGAUGUGGCUCCUUCACUAGCUACAGACACCUUUUCGCCGACCCUCGUUUUUUCGGUUAGGGGCCAGGACUUACCUUUACAUGAAAUAUUAAAUGCUUCAUGUGAGAACAACGGCAUGCAGUCCCAGCGUCGUGUUACAUUUCAUCUCCCUGAUGGCUCUCAAGAAAGUUGCAGUGACAGUGGCUUAGGUGACCAUGACCCGUUAAGCAAUGGUAGUAUGAUCUCACAGCCUCUUCCACUGGUUCAGCCACAGGAUGAAUUCUACGACCAAGCUUCUCCAGACAAGCGGACAGAAGCCGAUGGAAACUCUGACCCCAACUCCGAUGGACCGCUUGGGCCUAGAGGAUUAGCAGAAGCUACAGAAAUGUGUACUCAAGAAUGUCUGGUAUUGGGCCACUCAGAUAACUGCUGGAUGCCCCCAAGUCUUGGUCCAUACCAGCAACCAAAGUCUCCUCUUUCUACAUUUGCACCUCAGAAAGAUUGGCUGAAAAAGGACAAAUUGGUCAAUGGACACACACUAACAAAAACCUGGAAAGAAGAUAGCAUCAAAAACCAGUUUAAUGAUCGAAAUCAAUUUGGGAGUACUGAUGGACACUUCACAAGUGGGAAUCAUAUGAGUGACAUUCCUUUGGCUAAUUUAAAAUCCUACAAUCCAGUCUCAGGUGCUCUGGAUAGCCCAAAGGAGCAGCAACUAUAACAAGUUUUUGGACUAAUCAUUUUAGCCAAACUAGAUUUGCUAUCAUCGUGUGUUCAGAGCUUCAUAUACUGAGUAGACCUCUAGAACUUUGUGACAUAUUACAACAAAUAUGCAUACUUUUGUGUUGGCACCAUUGAACGUGUGGUGUUCUACUAUAUGUGAAUAAACAUAUUUCUAGAUUUGUUAUUUUUGGUGAACAGAGUUUAAAACUCUGCUAAAUGUUUUUUUUUUGUUUUGUUUUUUACUUUUUUUAUACCCUGGACUGCUGCUACCGAUUGCAGGAGGCAUAUUAUGGUAUUGAAAUAGGGAUAGGGAGAGGACAGAAUUCAAUGUGGAUUGUUGUAGUUGAAAAGCAUAUCAAAUUAGAUGAAUUGUGCUCUUGUUAUUGUCAAUCUGUGCUGGAACAGUAAUACUUGACAUCAUAAUUCAAAACAAACCAGCUAAAUCUUUCAAGAUGAAACCUAUUGUGCUAUUAAUAGUGUUAGUGGACACUUGUAAAUUAUUCAGAGAUCAGAUACCUGUACAUAGAAACAAGUUACUACUAACAACUUUGUGUACUUAUAAAUGAAAAAAAAAUAUCACUUAUAUACUGUAGCAUACUUUUGUGUCAAGGUUGCAUUCUACAGUAUUAUUUUAUGUUGUUUUUCCAAGUGUUAAGUGUUUCAAUGUUUUCUGUCUAACAUAUAACAACUUGAAACACUUGUGUUAAACUAUUGAAGAUCAUGUUUUAGUGUGGUAGGAAAGUCUGUGGGCAUUUGGCAAAUAAACUGUUCUCUAAAUGUUAUAUUUUGAAAUAUGAAAAGGUUAUUUAUUCCAUAUGAUAAUAUAUCAAAGUCUAAAAUUAUUUUCUUAAAUACAGAGGCAAUAAAUAUAUUACCCGUGAUACAAAUGUAUUGUAUCCUUCAAAAUAGAAUAACCCUAAUAUUAUGCAAUUGAAUGAAUUUGUAAAAACAGUUUAUAUUGCCAAAUUGGCCACUUUUGUAGCUAGCGUGCUGUAAUAACACAAGUGUUUUUCUUAGCUCAUAGCCACACAAUAAUAAAUGUGUUGUGACUCCAUAGUGUAACAGGGCAUUCUUUUAGUAGGCCAGUUGGUGGGAGUAGAUAGUUAUCAGUUUUUGUUGUUGAAUAAUGUUUGUUAACAUCAAUGGCUAAUGCCUGGCAAGAAUAAAUAUAAUUUCACUGUUUAGCCAAAAAGUGAAUUCUGAUGUUCAUAGAAUCUCAGUUGCACGUAGACAUAAAUUGGGACAUACUAUCAAGGUUUUAGUUAAGGCAUGACAGACAAUUAAAGCAAAUAAGUAGCAUGCAAGAUUCCUUACAAAAAAUAUCCUAUGCCACAGUUAAACAUCUAUGAAAGGUUUGUUAAACAAAUGUUUUUUUUUUCUUCAAAAAAUAUAUUUUUUUGUGUAUAACAACUCACAAUUGUAUCCACAGUAUAGGCGUGGAAAGGGGGUGCAUUGCUUUUUUGCAGUAAUUUGUCAGUUUGUGAGGGGUGUUUGAUGAAUAUGACAGAAUACGUAUCUAACCAGUUAUUCUUGUUACUGCUUUGCCAAUUUAACGUUAUUUACAGUUAUUAAGCACUUGCAAUAAAUGUUUUAAAAUGUA